AACAGCAUCUCAGCUCAGACUGUUAUCAACUUCUCACUACAAAUAGCAAAGGGUAUGGCUUACCUUGAAUCUAAAAGUCUUGUACAUAGAGAUUUAGCUGCUCGUAAUGUCCUUGUUCAGAGCCAUCUUAAAGUUCUCAUCACUGAUUUUGGACUAACACGGUUCAUUGAACCUGAUGAGUCUCAUUAUGAAGCACCUGGAUCAAAACUGCCUGUUCGCUGGCUACCACCUGAAAGUAUACAGCAAAGAAUAUUCACUCACAAAACUGAUGUUUGGAGCUUUGGUGUAACAGUAUGGGAGAUACUAACAUUUGGAGAAUCUCCUUUCAAAGGUAAAAGUGUAUUUGAGCUGCUUAAACUGCUGGAGAAAGGUGACAGAUUGAAACAGCCUAAAACGUGUACACUAGAAUUUUACAAAACAUUGCAGAAUUGUUGGGAACUAGAGCCUGAGAGACGACCAUCUUUUGAAGACCUUGUCUAUCAGUUUAAUACCAUGAUGAUGUCUCCUAAAAAAUAUGUAAUAAUUAAAAAUACUAGAACUUUGAGGGGAGCUGUGUAUACUAGUCAUGACAGCAACAAUAAAGAAAGCAAUUUUCAUAAAGGAAGAAAUGAAGACAUACACAAAGAUUCUAAUGAUAAGGAUGGUUACGUUGAUUGCUUACAGGAAGAUUCCAAUGAUAAGGAUGGUUACGUUGAUUGCUUACAGGAAAAUUUUAAUGAUAAAGAUGGUUACGUUGAUUGCUUACAGGAAGAUUUUAAUGAUAAAGAUGGUUACGUUGAUUGCUUACAGGAAGAUUCGAAUGAUGGUUACGUUGAUUGCUUUAAUGAAGGUCCCAAUGAUGCAAUAGUAACGAAGACGUUGGCUACUUCAAUUGCUUAAAGUGAAUGAGAUGGGUGAAUGAUUAAUUAUUAAUUAUUUUUACGAUAAAAUACAUGUAAUCUGUAGAUUCUGUAGCUAUUAUGGUAAUUUCUGUUAUGCUUUUUUUAUUGUCUGACUUUGUUUUAAAACUUUUUGACAUUAUUCAUUUUAAAGUAAAGCCCCUAAGUUACUACAUUUUGAUCUAUUAAUUUGAAAUUGUUUUAAUUUUGAUCAUCUUA
Amphimedon queenslandica is the source of this 1097-nucleotide messenger RNA. Its product is annotated as epidermal growth factor receptor-like. The transcript is spliced from 6 exons. Gene Ontology annotation, molecular function: transmembrane receptor protein tyrosine kinase activity; ATP binding. The record is from RefSeq and is a predicted model, not a curated record. Lineage: Eukaryota; Metazoa; Porifera; Demospongiae; Haplosclerida; Niphatidae. Bases 55 to 879 code for a protein of 274 amino acids. Gene Ontology annotation, cellular component: plasma membrane; signaling receptor complex; basal plasma membrane. Gene Ontology annotation, biological process: negative regulation of apoptotic process; neurogenesis; protein phosphorylation.